AAGAGCACAAGGUGCUGCUCUAGCCCACACCCAACCUCUUUCUCUCUUCGGAAAGGCGGGGUCUGAUUGGCUGGUCGUCCAGUCUGUUUGAGUAAGUGAGAGGCCAGGAAGGGCGGCGCACGGAGCCCCCGGGAGGCAAGAGCUGCGGCCACAAGCUAGCGGAGGCUGCUAGAGGCGCGGGGAGCAAGAUCCCCGAGGUGGCCGCCGCUGUCCCUUGGCGGCCGGCGGCCCCCUCCGGGAUGGAAGGCAGGGAGGCGGCGGCUGGCGGCUGCUCCCCGAGCUGGCUCUGAGCAGGCGCUCGCUCGUCUGCGCUCCAACAGCCUGGGAUGGCAGCCCGAAAGAACCACCACCCGGUCCGGGAGAGGUACCAGCUUCCUCCUGCAGCAGGGAACCAUAAAGUUCAACCCUGGACAGCAGUUACAAAUCAAGCCUUAGAUGUCGCAUGGAGAACAGUAAAAGGACCAGUGAUAUUGGGAAUAUCAUUUCUUGCUGCCACCCUCUGCUACUUCAGAAGCCUAUAUUUAUAUUUAGGACAUCGGUUAAAAUGGUGGAGUGGAUACCUGCAGAGAAAAUUCAAAAAAAACCUCAGUGUGGAGGCAGAAGUUGAUCUCCUCGGUUAUUGUGCAAGAGAAUGGAAAGGAGAAACAAGCCGAGCCAAGCUGAUGAGGAAGGCUUAUGAGGAACUCUUUUGGCGUCAUCAUGUGAAAUGUAUUCGGCAAGUCAAAGGAGAUAAUUAUGAUGCAUUAAGAUCAGUUCUAUUUCAGAUACUCAGCCAGGGCCUCUCUCUUCCAUCCUGGAUGAAAGAAAAAGACAUUGUAAAGCUUCCUGAAAAGCUGCUCUUUUCACAAGGUUGUAAUUGGAUUCAACAAUACAGCUUUGGCCCCGAGAAAUAUACAGGCCCAAAUGUGUUUGGGAAAUUACGUAAAUGUGUUGAAUUAUUAAAGACUCAGUGGACAGAGUUUAGUGCUAUUAAGGACCAGCACAAGAGAGGGAGCAUGUGUAACAGCCUUUUUUCUGAUGAGAGCCUGGAGUACAAGCUGUAUGAAGCUUUAAAAUUCAUCAUGUUAUAUCAAGUCAUCGAAGUGUACGAACAAGUGAAGAGUGAAAAGGCCAUUCCCGGUCUUUAUCGCCUCCUCUUUUCCCGGGAAACGUCCUCGGAUCCUUUAAGUUUCAUGAUGAAUCACCUGAAUUUUAUAGGUGAUACAUGUGGAUUACAACAGAUUGACAUGUUGAUUCUUGGACACUCUCUUGAAGUCAGGAUAAAAGUGUUUAGACUGUCUAAGUUUAAUACCAGAGACUUUCAAGUCUACUAUCCAGAGGAACGCCACAGAGAAUGGCCCGAGAUCUGCCUUCUGACUGAAAAUGACCGCCACUACCAUAUUCCUGUCUUUCAAGUGUGAGAUGGAAUUGGUACUAUUGCCUACAAUAGCAAUGAACAUGAUUAUAAUAAAGUAUUGCAUGAAAACCAAA
This is a messenger RNA of Dromiciops gliroides (monito del monte), 1470 nucleotides long. RefSeq names its product OTU deubiquitinase with linear linkage specificity like (gene OTULINL). Gene Ontology annotation, cellular component: cytoplasm. Bases 327 to 1400 code for a protein of 357 amino acids. The record is from RefSeq and is a predicted model, not a curated record. The transcript is spliced from 8 exons. NCBI's taxonomy places the organism in Eukaryota, Metazoa, Chordata, Mammalia, Microbiotheria, Microbiotheriidae. Gene Ontology annotation, biological process: protein linear deubiquitination. Gene Ontology annotation, molecular function: cysteine-type deubiquitinase activity.